CAUUUCUUCAGUUCAUGAGUUGUUUUCUGAUAUCUUAUUUCCAUCUGAACAUCCAUCUUUUGGUUUGAUCAUGGCUGUUGUUGAAAAUGCUGAUGUGAAAGUCGACUCUUCUGAUCAUGAUUCAGACAACAAUACUGAUUCCUUAGAAGACACAAAACUGCCAUCUCCUGAUGAUCAGAAAUCUAAAUCCAAUAGCUCUGUCGAAACUCCAAAUAUCACAAACGAAUCAACACAAAGAACCAGUGAUGAAGUGAAUCUCAAGAGUCAUUUGAAUCCAAUGGCUAAGGAAUAUGUUCCUUCUCCGCUUGCUCUAAACCACUCCGAGUUCUUAAGAAAUAGAUUAUGGUUUGCUAACUAUUUUCCAAUGCAAGUUAUUUCUAUUGAGGAGACUGGCCAUUUUGCUACAAGGAGAAUGAACUUUGACCAAGGGAGGCGAUCGAUGAAGAAAAGAACAAACUUGAGUCAGAUCAGGAGAACUAUAUAUGUCUUAGACAUCGAUCAACAAGUUACUGAGGAGCAGCUUGCAAGUCUAUUUUUAUCUUGUGGCCAGGUUGUUGAUUGCCGUAUAUGCGGUGACUAUAAGUCUAUUCUCCGUUUUGCCUUCAUUGAGUUCACUAAUUCAGAGGGAGCUAGGUCUGCUUUAGGAAAAUCGGGUACUAUGGUUGGUUCUCAUCCUAUUAGGGUUCUUAUUUCCAAAACAGCGAUCACGCCUGUUAACCCAUAUUUCCUUCCAAAGUCUGAGGACGAGCGAGAGAAGUGUGCAAGGACUGUUUACUGUACUAACAUUGGCAAAAUGGUCACUCAAACGGAAUUGGAAGAUUUCUUUACAACAGCUUGUGGUGAGGUUCACCAUCUGAGGCUGCUUGGAGACAGUUACCACGAAACCAGCAUUGCUUUUGUCGAAUUUAGUCUGGCAGAAAGUGCAGUUUCUGCUAUUAAUUGCAGUGGUAUUGUCUUGGGAGGGCUCCAAAUAAGAGUAAGCCCGUCAAAGACGCCAGUGAGGCCACACCGCUCUGAUGUAAACUAAAGCUAAGUGCAAAUAGAGACAGAGAGGAGGAUGCUUGAAACUAGUUGAAAGCGUUUUCUGUUCAUAUAAAGAUCCUUUUGUUCGGCAGGCUGCUCGGGUAUCUUUUGAACUAUGAACUAUCAGUAACUUAGGCUAAUCUUUCUUCUUCUUCUUCUUCUAUAA
This is a messenger RNA of Camelina sativa (false flax), 1189 nucleotides long. Its product is annotated as polyadenylate-binding protein-interacting protein 13-like. The record is from RefSeq and is a predicted model, not a curated record. Gene Ontology annotation, molecular function: RNA binding. Lineage: Eukaryota; Viridiplantae; Streptophyta; Magnoliopsida; Brassicales; Brassicaceae.